GCCGCUGCACUGGGAUACCAGACAAACAGCUACCCUCGAUCCCAGGCAGGCAGGGCCCCUCUUCAGGACAUCAUUAAAAGCGCAUGCACUUGCUCCACAUCCAUUGGCAGAUGGUGGCAAGAUUCAAGACUCCUACCCUGAAGUCAAGGAGAAGCCAUCGCGCUGGAAAACAUCCUCGCUUUGAAAAUCCAAAACGAAAUUAAAGAACUACACGAGAUAAGGAGCCUAGAGAACAUUAGUUGGCUGCAGGGGUGAGGAGAGACACAAAAAGCACAGCAGGUAAGAGCUGGGGGUUUUUGCCAAGAAGGAACUGUCCCGGGUGGCGCAGAGAAAAGGAUCUCAGAACUGGAGUCCUGUCCCUUUGAGUCUUCCAUGCGUGCUCAAGCUUGUCAUCUUCCAUAAGCUUCGAGAGGAGGGAUGUUGUCAGAGCAUUCCUUAUCGCUGCGACUAAUCCUGUUAUCAGCUUGGUGAUAAAUAUUUAAUGUUCCCUGGCCCUUCGGUGAUGAUGCCCCAUCAGAUUCAAGGCUGUUAAGAAUCCCCACCAGCAGCCUCGCUCCUCCCUGCGGAAAACCGAUGAGAGGCAGGGCCAAGCCGAAGCGAUGGCGGCCUAUCCGGAGAGCUGCGUGGACGCCACGGUGCUGGGCUUCGUUGCAGACCUGUCCCUGGCCUCCCCGAGACGCCCUCUCCUCUGCGACUUCGCACCUGGGGCCUCCUUCAGGGACCCAGCCCUUGCGCUCCGAGAGGGAAGACCCAGGAGGAUGGAGCGGUUUGAGGAGGGGGGCCCAGAAGAAGAGGACCAGGGGGACGGGGAAGAGGAGGAGGAAGAGGAGCGCGGGAGAGGCACCUCCCUAUUAGGCCGCCCCAAGAGGAAAAGAGUGAUCACCUACGCCCAGCGCCAGGCCGCCAACAUCCGCGAGAGGAAGCGGAUGUUCAAUCUCAACGAGGCCUUUGACCAGCUGCGGAGGAAGGUGCCCACGUUUGCUUACGAGAAAAGGCUGUCCCGGAUCGAGACCCUCCGCCUGGCCAUUGUCUACAUCUCCUUCAUGACCGAGCUCUUGGAGAGCUGCGAGAAGAAGGAAAGCGGCUGAGCCGGGUGGGGAGAGUGCCCCCUCCUCGUCUGGGCGCGCUCGGGCUGGGGUGUGUCGGGACCGGGCGCGGGGUGCGGCCGGAGGGCAAGGAGGGACGCCCCAAGACAGAACGUCUGGCCUUCUGGAGCUCGGGUUAGGGAUUGUAAGAUCCCCAAGACCCCCGAGCAGAGUGGCUGCUGUAGAGUUCUUACCUACGCGACUACCCGUCCUAAGUGGAGUCGGUGUCAGGGGAGAGCCGGGAAGUCAGAGCGCUUGAGGAUAAGGGGCCGUCCAGGCUGCUU
Messenger RNA from Callithrix jacchus (white-tufted-ear marmoset), 1369 nucleotides. It is a transcript of the gene FERD3L, whose product is annotated as Fer3 like bHLH transcription factor. Gene Ontology annotation, molecular function: protein dimerization activity; DNA-binding transcription factor activity, RNA polymerase II-specific; RNA polymerase II transcription regulatory region sequence-specific DNA binding. Gene Ontology annotation, biological process: regulation of transcription by RNA polymerase II; developmental process. The record is from RefSeq and is a predicted model, not a curated record. Lineage: Eukaryota; Metazoa; Chordata; Mammalia; Primates; Cebidae.